AUACCAGUGAGAAAUGGUUGUCUCGAUGCGGUGGCUUUUGUCGGUAUUCACUUUUUUAUGCAUGAAAUACAGCGAAGCUUCUAAUCCUAGAGCAAUUAUUUUACAAAAUUUUAUGGAUAGCAAUAAGGAGGCUGUGAAAAAUUUGAAGGAUGACAAUGUUUUAUCGAAAGCCCUAGUCAAAACCUUUGGCCUAAAUUCGAGUUCAUCCUCUUCGUUGAGUGAUGAGUCAUCUUCCAACUUGGUACUCAUGGAUUCCACAACACCAUGCGACUCCGGCUGGACAAAAUCCACAGUAAACGGGAUGUGCUAUAAAAUUGCAACAGCAGAUACUACGUGGUAUGCAGCAGAGGAUUGGUGUUAUAGUCAGAGAUAUGGGUCACAUUUAACAUCUGUUCAUAGUGAAGCGGAAGCACAAUGGAUUGCAGCGACUUAUGUGUCCACGGGGUGGUUUCCAUAUAUGGACAAUUGGCUAGGCCUCAGAAGAAGUUGCGAUAAUAGUACGUAUAUUUGGACUGAUGGAACACCAGUCGACUACUUGUGGUGGCAACCUGGUUAUCCUGGAUCAGGGGACCCAGAAAAAAGUUGUGUCACUAUUUGGGUCACUUCUUUGUUGAAACUUAAUCCGGGCUACGUGCAAGGACAGUUCGACGACAUUUGGGAUUGUGGAACCAAUCUGGCUACACCUACUUGUCGUUAUGACCCCACGUCAACUGCGCCCCAUAUUAAAUACGAUACGAGUUACACAUGUGCGUCGACAACUACAGUUUCAACAACUUCAACCGUUACUACAACUAAACCUACCACCACUACAACGACUCCAACUACGACGACAACCACACCCACAACUACAACUACAACUCCAACAACGACUCCUACAACCACAACAACAACCCCGACAACGACCACAACGGAAAGCACAACAACUGAAACAACAUCAACUACGACUCCAACAACCACGACCACAGCGCCAACUACCACAACCACGGCAUCCACAACAACUUUCAAAACUACAACGAUAACUACUACAACACAAACCACAACCCCAACAACUACUGCAACCACUACCAAGCCGACGACAACAACGCCAACUACAACGAGAACACCUGUCGAUUGUUCAGCAAAGUGUGACCCAUUUUGGGUUAGUUAUAGUGAUGGAUGUUAUGCGAAGAUUCAAGGAACAGCUACUUUUGAAACCGCCAAACUGGGCUGUCAAUCGGUUGGGGGAGAAAUGGCAGUAAUCACUGACGCAGCGAUGAAUGAGGCUAUAAGAUUAGCCUUCAGUACAAAUAUUGAUUCAAGUGUUUCGAAUCAGGCAUGGAUCGGAACAUCUUCAUAUUCUAACUGGGCGCCCGGCAAACCUGACAAAGCACAAGGAGUUGCAUAUUCCAGUUAUUGCAAUGUGAUUGCGUUGUCAGUUGUUAAUAAAGGAAAAGACUUUGGAUUUUCACGAGGUGUAUGGACCGAUUAUCCAUGUUCAUUGAAACAAGAAUUUGCAAUUUGUAAACGUAUUUAAUUAUGAAUCGUUUAAUUAUGAUUUCGUUGCACAUCAUGCAGUAUUUCUUGUUUUUAACUGCGGUCUAAUAAAUAAGACUAAACAA
Molecule: messenger RNA, 1598 nt
Organism: Caenorhabditis elegans
Lineage: Eukaryota; Metazoa; Nematoda; Chromadorea; Rhabditida; Rhabditidae
Gene: clec-198
Product: C-type lectin domain-containing protein
Exons: 16
Coding region: 14-1513 (499 amino acids)
Molecular function (GO): carbohydrate binding
Source: RefSeq, marked reviewed